Messenger RNA from Neurospora tetrasperma FGSC 2508, 2189 nucleotides. RefSeq lists its product as uncharacterized. Lineage: Eukaryota; Fungi; Ascomycota; Sordariomycetes; Sordariales; Sordariaceae. Gene Ontology annotation, molecular function: RNA binding. The record is from RefSeq and is a predicted model, not a curated record. Gene Ontology annotation, cellular component: catalytic step 2 spliceosome; intracellular anatomical structure. The transcript is spliced from 2 exons. Bases 77 to 1969 code for a protein of 630 amino acids.
CAGGGCAUCACCAACCAAAUCUGGUCAACAAACACAGAGUCACUGUCGCAGUUGGUCGAACAAAUACACCACACCAAUGGCGUCAAAACGAUAUGCCUUCGUCCCCAUGGACGAUGAGCCUGCUGCUCCAUCCAAGAGCGACAGGAAAGACCGAGACAGAGACAGCAAAAGGGACAGGAAACGCGAUCGAUCCAGGUCGCCGCGCCGACACAAGAGUAGGCGACCCGAUGACAGCGACUCUACCCGACGCCGGUCCCGCUCGCGAUCACCACGCAAGGACGACAGCCGAUCAGACUCGAGACGCGAUCGCGAAGACCCCAAGAUGUCAGAUCUCAGACUCAAGUCCCGAUACGACUACCUGAAGAAGAGAGAGGCCGAGAAGCUUGCCCUCCUACGAAAACAAGUCGCUGAGGAAACUGCCGAGUUGCGAUCCGGUGUUCGUCUGUCUGAAAAGGAAAAGGCCGAAUUUGCGAGAAACCGGGAAAUUCUGCGCCUGGCCGAGGAGCGAGCACGCAUUGACGACUACCAAGACGGCUAUCGCCUACCGGACCAAUAUGGCACCGACACCAAGAAGAAAGAGGAGGCUCUAUACCAACGCCAUGUCGAGAGAGACGAGUAUGGUAACGAAAAGAUGGUUACCGAAUACGACGAGUGGGAGCGCGAGCAGACCGUCAAGGCCAAGGCGCAAAUCGCAUCGCGCGGCGAGCGCGAAGAUGGGGGAGAAUACGACUUCUUGCUGGACGAGGAUGCCAUCAACUUUGUCCGUGAUGCUGCGGCCAAGUUUAUACAACCCACCGACGGCCUAACGCCGGAGCAGAGGAUCUUGAAGGAGAAGAUCGAGGCGGCCGAGAGAGCGGCCAAGUCGAUACAAGAAGUGCGCAAGAGUCUUCCCGUCUAUGCUUACCGAGAUGCUUUUCUGGAUGCCAUCAAGGAUCCCGUCGGCACAACAGGGCAGUCCACGCUCGCCGUUGUGCCGUGCUCACGAGCGGCUGCGAACCAGCGUAUGGGUCGUGCCGGUCGUGUCCGUCCAGGAAAAUGCUUCCGUCUGUAUACCAAAUUUGCUUACCUCUCUGAAAUGGACGAGUCACCGACACCCGAAAUCCAACGAACUUCGUUAUCGAGCGUUGUCCUCCAACUCAAAGCGCUCGGUAUCGAAGAUCUUUUGAGUUUUGACUUCCUUGACCCCCCACCAACCGAACUCCUCAUCAAGUCCCUCAACAUGCUCUACGCCUUGGGAGCCCUCAACUCCGCCGGCCAACUUACCCGCGUCGGCCGGCAAAUGGGCGAAUUCCCCGCCGAACCGAUGCUAGCCAAGGCGCUCAUCGCUGCCACGGCCGAGGGCUGCGUCGACGAGAUGCUCACCAUUGUGUCCAUGCUCGGCGAAGUAGCCACUCUGUUCUUCCGCCCCAAGGACAAGAAGGUGCACGCCGAUAGCGCGCGCGCCCGCUUCACUGUCAAGGACGGCGGCGACCACUUGACGCUCUUGAAUGUCUACAACCAGUGGGUCGACGCCGAUUACUCCCCCAUCUGGGCCAAGGAGAACUUCCUCACCCAGCGUUCGCUCACCCGCGCUCGUGACGUGCGCGACCAGCUCGCCAAGCUGUGCGAUCGCGUCUUGGAAGGGUCCACAUCUACCUGUGGCGGAGUCUCCAACAUGCAGCCCAUCCUACGGGCGCUCACAGCAGCCUUCUUCCUCAAUGCCGCCAGGCUAAAUCGAGGCGGAGAUGGAUACAGGACGCUGAAGAAUAACAUGACGGUGUAUGUACACCCGAGCUCGGUGGUCAAGGGGAUGGACCCACCACCAAAGGUUAUCAUUUAUCAUGAGCUGGUGGUGACGACGAAGGAGUUUGUGAGGAGUGUGAUUCCGAUUGACCCGAAGUGGUUGACGGAGUUUGGUGGGCAUUAUUAUGAUGCUAAGGAUGUGGAGAGUAUGACGGUCAAAAAGUUGCCUAAGGAGAGGAAAUACUGAUGGGUAGAAAUGAUAGUGAGUGGUUGGAAGUCUGUUUUGUUUGUCUCAAAAGCGAAUGGCAUAUGGGGACAUGGCGUUUGGAGCGUUUUUGGGAAACUUCCGUUGGUGAUUAGGGGUUUGUUUACUUGCAACUACAUUUGGUAGCUACUGGUGAUCAGUACUCAAGAACUCACGCACAGUUGUAUCAAAGCAAUGAAAACAGAAUGACAAAUAUCUGAUU